UAUAAAGUUUGCUGUCUCCUUUGUUCGCCCUCGUUGCGCAGUAGUGCGAGCGCCUUACAGCUUCCGUUCUCAGGGUCGGCCGCCCUCCCGCGUGCCGAGCUGCUAGGAAGCCGCAGUUGGCGAGCUCGUAGGAGCUUGAGACCGUCGUCACCUCUCCAAUUUUAACCAGGGGGGAAAAAUGGUUGAGGCAGAUCGCCCAGGAAAGCUCUUUAUCGGUGGCCUCAAUACAGAAACAAAUGAGAAAGCCCUUGAAGCAGUAUUUGGCAAAUAUGGACGAAUAGUGGAAGUUCUCUUGAUGAAAGAUCGUGAAACCAAUAAAUCUAGAGGAUUUGCUUUUGUCACCUUUGAAAGCCCAGCAGAUGCUAAGGAUGCAGCCAGAGACAUGAAUGGAAAGUCCUUAGAUGGAAAAGCCAUCAAGGUAGAACAAGCCACUAAACCGUCAUUUGAAAGUGGCAGACGUGGACCACCUCCACCUCCAAGAAGCAGAGGCCCUCCCAGAGGUCUUCGAGGAGGAAGAGGAGGAAGUGGAGGAACCAGGGGACCUCCAUCCCAUGGAGGGCACAUGGAUGAUGGUGGCUAUUCCAUGAAUUUUAACAUGAGUUCUUCCAGGGGACCACUUCCGGUAAAAAGAGGACCACCACCACGAAGUGGGGGUCCUCCUCCUAAAAGAUCUGCCCCUUCAGGACCAGUUCGAAGCAGCAGUGGAAUGGGAGGAAGAGCUCCUGUAUCACGUGGAAGAGAUAGUUACGGAGGUCCACCUCGAAGGGAGCCCUUGCCCUCUCGUAGAGAUGUUUAUUUGUCCCCAAGAGAUGAUGGAUAUUCUACUAAAGACAGCUAUUCAAGCAGAGAUUACCCAAGUUCUCGUGAUACAAGAGAUUAUGCACCACCACCAAGAGAUUAUACUUACCGUGAUUAUGGUCAUUCCAGUUCACGUGAUGACUAUCCAUCAAGAGGCUAUAGUGAUAGAGAUGGCUAUGGUCGUGAUCGUGACUAUUCAGAUCAUCCAAGUGGAGGUUCCUACAGAGAUUCAUAUGAGAGUUAUGGUAACUCACGUAGUGCUCCACCUACACGAGGGCCCCCGCCAUCUUAUGGUGGAAGCAGUCGCUAUGAUGAUUACAGCAGCUCACGUGACGGAUAUGGUGGAAGUCGAGACAGUUACUCAAGCAGCCGAAGUGAUCUCUACUCAAGUGGUCGUGAUCGGGUUGGCAGACAAGAAAGAGGGCUUCCCCCUUCUAUGGAAAGGGGGUACCCUCCUCCACGAGAUUCCUACAGCAGUUCAAGCCGCGGAGCACCAAGAGGUGGUGGCCGUGGAGGAAGCCGAUCUGAUAGAGGGGGAGGCAGAAGCAGAUAUUAAAAACAAACAACUUUGGACCAAAAUCCCUGUUCAAAGAAACAAACAAAAGUGGAACCUGUUCUAUCAUAACUACCCAAGGACUACUAAAAGGAAAGAUUGUGUUACUUUUUUUAAAUUUCCUGUUAAGUUCCCCUUCCAUAAUUUUUAUGUUCUUGUGAGGAAAGAAAGUAAAACAUGUUUAAUCUUUGAUUUUAUGACAUUGCUUUCAACAAGCAAAUGAAACGUUAAGUGUGUUUAAGACUUGACAUGUGUACUAGUGGUGUAAUCUUCCAAGUAAAAGUGUCCCUAAAGGCCACUUCUUAUAGGAUUUUCCCCAGUAAAUGAUGAGGCAAGCAGUUUAUCUUACACAAAAUAUCUAGUCAUCUAAAAUGGAGAGAUGAAUCCUCCUGCCUAUAUAAACAAGCUAGCUAUUAGAGGGUGGUCGGGGUAUGCUACUCUUAAGAUUUCAGAGUGUCUUCAAACUGAAAUCUCAAAUGUUCUCAGUAUGAAAAACCUGAGAUCAGAUGCAUAUAUGUAAGGAAAGUGCUAUUCACCCAGUAAACCCAGAAAAAAGCAAAUGGAUAAUGCUGGCCAUAUUUUGCCUUUCUGACAUUUCCUUGGGAAUCUACAAGAACCUCCCCUUUCCCCCUCCCCAAUAAGACCAUUUAAGUGUGUGUUAAGCAACUACAGAAUACUAAAUAAAAAGUUUGGCCAAAACCAA
Messenger RNA from Dama dama (fallow deer), 2054 nucleotides. RefSeq names its product RNA binding motif protein X-linked (gene RBMX). Bases 179 to 1354 code for a protein of 391 amino acids. Gene Ontology annotation, biological process: positive regulation of mRNA splicing, via spliceosome. Gene Ontology annotation, cellular component: spliceosomal complex. Gene Ontology annotation, molecular function: RNA binding. NCBI's taxonomy places the organism in Eukaryota, Metazoa, Chordata, Mammalia, Artiodactyla, Cervidae. The record is from RefSeq and is a predicted model, not a curated record. The transcript is spliced from 9 exons.